AUGGAAGUUUACAAGCUUACCAUAAAGGCUGGUAAGACUCUAAGUGAAAGAAAGUGGAAAGCUGCAUUUUCUCCAGAAGGAUAUUUAGAUAUAGGAAAGACUCUAAGCCGAAUUCAUCGUGGGGGAAUCCAUCCAUCAAUUAGAGGAGAAGUUUGGGAAUUUCUACUUGGUUGCUAUGAUCCCAGGAGCACCAUUGAGGAAAGAGAUGAGAUAAGGGAGCGCAGAAGGGAACAAUAUGCUAAAUGGAAGGAAGUGUGCCAAAACCUGUUUCCUCUGGUAGGAAGUGGGAGAUUUAUUACAGCACCUGUAAUUACUGAAGAUGGUCAACCAAUUCAUGAUCCUUUGGUUCUUUUGGAAACACAUCCUGACAAUGGAGUAAUUGUCCCAACUCCUGAGACUGCGAAUGCCAAACCUUCAUGCACUGGUGAAAGGGUCACUGACAAGAGAAUCAUUCAAUGGAUGCUAACCCUCCAUCAAAUAGGUCUUGACGUGCUUCGAACUGAUAGAACACUAGUUUUUUAUGAGAAGAAAGAGAACUUGGCCAAAUUGUGGGAUAUUCUUGCUGUCUAUGCUUGGAUAGAUACUGAUGUUGGCUAUUGUCAAGGAAUGAGUGAUCUGUGCUCCCCUAUGAUAAUGCUUCUAAGUGACGAAGCUGAUGCAUUUUGGUGCUUUGAGCGUCUAAUGCGUAGACUGGUAAACUCUAUUAUUAAAUUUGUUUUAGACAAUGUUUAA
Molecule: messenger RNA, 732 nt
Organism: Arachis ipaensis
Lineage: Eukaryota; Viridiplantae; Streptophyta; Magnoliopsida; Fabales; Fabaceae
Source: RefSeq, a predicted model, not a curated record